Messenger RNA from Zychaea mexicana, 894 nucleotides. RefSeq lists its product as uncharacterized. The transcript has 4 exons. The record is from RefSeq and is a predicted model, not a curated record. The annotation marks the transcript as partial. NCBI's taxonomy places the organism in Eukaryota, Fungi, Mucoromycota, Mucoromycetes, Mucorales, Lichtheimiaceae.
UCCUCCUCAUCCCCUUCUUCUUCCUCGUCCUCUACUUGUCCAACUUUAAAAACCAAGCUUUCGACCAUUGACCGUGACAAGGUAUUAAAAGUGUAUGAUGCAUUGAUACGAGAUGAAAACACAUGCUGGGUGCUGAAGGCAACCAAACGACAAGCCACACUCGAAAAAAAGACACUAUGGUCAGUCAAAAGAAAAAUGCGUGAAUUCGUUGCCACUCUUACCUACGUCCAUCCUACUUUAUUAUUUAUUCUUGACAUGAGUGAUUUGAAUUGGGUCAAUUAUUUCAAUAAGGAAGAGCUGGAGGAACUCAAGAGUAGUGGCCAGCCUAUCCUUCGAUGCAUACACGACGAACUCAAACCAAAGUUCGAGCAGAUUGAAAAUUUGAAAUCUGCUUUGGAUGCUUAUAAUUUUAGACGACUCAUUGAUCAUCAUCCCAUUGAACAACCUUUGCUUGCAUGGCUUUCCCAGACGUUGAUGCAAACGGCAACGUUUUUUACUCCUGGCGCGCGUACACCUACUCAAAAUAUGUUGGAAAGUGAUAAACUAUAUUAUCUGUGGAGCUUAUUGAGUACGAUUCACCGUAAUUCGGGCAUUGAAGCAUUGGGAAAGGAAAAAACAAGUACCUUUCAUGCUAAAAUCUUAAAUUCAAAACGCAAACUAUCUGCUGUUGAUGAGAUUGAACGUGAAAAGAUUGGUAGAAGACUUGAUACAAUUUAUAGUGGCAGGGGUAUUGAAUUGGGUGUAUUAGAGGCAGGUCCUACGAAAGAUAAUACAAAAGAAUUCGAAGAAUUUGUUUUCAAGGAUAUGUUGAGCGAAAUCGUGAGCCGUCGUCCUUCACUCUUACAUAAGGCUCAUGUCCUUGGUUACAACAUAAAUGGUAUGUAUGCAAAAUAA